AUGUGCCAAGUAGGAUAUCCUACACUUCCCAAGAGCCGUGGCUUUUCACCUCCAACGUGAGGAAGAACAUACUGUUUGGCACCCCGCAUGUGAAGGAAAGAUACAAUGAAGUGGUGAAAGUGUGCGCCUUGCAACGAGACUUUGAGGAACUUCCUUUCGGCGAUAAGACGCAAGUAGGAGAAAAAGGCGCCCUCCUAAGUGGAGGACAACGAGCUCGAGUGGCCCUGGCUAGAGCAGUUUACCGCGAGGCUGAUGCCUAUUUGCUGGACGAUCCUCUAAGCGCAGUGGACGCCCAUGUGGCCAAACAUUUAUUCGAGCAAUGCAUUCAACAGUAUCUGGCAGGAAAAACGCGCAUUCUAGUCACUCAUCAGGUGCAGUUCCUCAAAGGAGCCGAUAUGAUCGUCGUAAUGAACAAUGGAAAAAUAGAGAAAACCGGAACGUUUGAAGAAUUAGAAAAGAACAUUUCGGAGAUUUCCAAAGAAGUGCAACAACAGUCCAAAGACGAGGCCAAAGAGGAAGAGGCCAAUAAAAUCACCAGUAAACGGGAGUUUCAUCAAUCAAUUUCCUCUGUGAUUAGUUUGGAGGGGACUGAGCCGGACGAAUCACAAGAGCUAAUCUUAAAAGGAUCAAUCCCCUCUUCAACCUAUAUAGAAUAUUACAAAGCGGGGGCUUCAGCCUUCUUCCUAGCCGGUUUAGUGGUUUUGCUGAUCAUUUCCCAAGCCAUGUGCAAUGGGUCCGAUUUAUGGGUCACUUAUUGGACGAACAAGGAAGAGCUGAGAUACGCGCAGAAUCAAGCAAGGAAUUCUUCAAACAUCGUCGAUUCUUCCCAGGAAACGAACGCGAGCACAACUAUCUUACCCCCAGCAGGGACUAGUGGGAAUCUGAAUAUUGCCGCAACCCCUGAGGGAGCUGAAUUACUUUCCAUGAACAGCUACAUCCUGAUCUACACAGUGCUAAUUCUUAUGACAGUUCUGCUUACCAGCGCCCGCUCGAUAGCGUUUUACAAAGUGUGCAUGAACGCCUCAAAAAACCUGCACAAGAAAAUGUUUGCCAGCGUCCUGAAAGCGCCGAUGUCCUUUUUCGACGCCAAUCCUUCCGGAAGAAUCCUCAACAGAUUCUCCAAAGACAUGGGAGCUGUAGACGAGCUCUUACCGCGAGUGAAUUUAGACGCUUUGCAGAUUUUCUUGAUCAUGUCAGGGAUUUUAGCCAUAGUCUUCAUCGUCAGCAUCUGGAUGAUUUUCCCGGCUAUAAUUUUGGGCUAUCUGUUCUUCUGGGCGCGAAAGGUCUACCUAUCUUCGGCACAGGAUGUUAAAAGACUCGAAGGGACCACCAGGACGCCAGUCUUUUCGCAUGUUACUUCCAGUCUUUAUGGAUUGUCCAGCAUCAGAGCGUUCCGAGCUCAGGGAAUGGUUGCCCAAGAAUUCGAUACGUUGCAGGAUCAACAUACUUCCACGUGGUGCUUGCUGCUGCAGAGCAGCGAAGCUCUGGGUUUGUACCUGGAUGUGAUUAGCACAGUUUUCCUUGGUCUGGUCACUUUCCAGUUCCUGAUUUUUCGAAGCGAAGACACCGUCAGUGGGAGUGUGGGGCUUGUGAUUGCGCAAAGCUUGAUUUUAACUG
Molecule: messenger RNA, 1617 nt
Organism: Dendroctonus ponderosae (mountain pine beetle)
Lineage: Eukaryota; Metazoa; Arthropoda; Insecta; Coleoptera; Curculionidae
Product: ATP-binding cassette sub-family C member 4-like
Biological process (GO): transmembrane transport
Cellular component (GO): membrane
Molecular function (GO): ATP hydrolysis activity; ABC-type transporter activity; ATP binding
Source: RefSeq, a predicted model, not a curated record